CAUGAUCCAGCAAAAUCCUAAUGUUUCAGCAGUUACUGCACCAACAUGGACCUUAACACCAUCACCGUUGUGCGGUGGGAUUUUUCGAAACCCCCAGGGUUCGUUUUCCAGCCCUCGGUACCCAGCACAGUAUCCAGCAAACUUGGUGUGUGUCUGGUGGAUUGUGGCAGAGCUGGGCUCCGUGAUCCAGUUUAAAAUCGACUCACUCAACAUUGAGGGGCAGUCACCCUGCCACUUUGACCGGCUGGACCUUCAUGAGGAGGCAGGGGACGGCCUUCACUCUCACCAGAUAGCAAGGUUAUGUGGGAAUUCUGCCCCUCCCACUGUCAAUACCAACACAAGCAGGCUUAAAGUUUCUUUUGUAUCAGACCCAAGUGUUGGGGGACGAGGCUUCACAGCACGAUACUGGAUAAUCGCAUCAAGUGACAAGAGCUGUGCCUGGGAUGAGUUUCUGUGCGAUGAUGGCCUCUGUCUUUUCACCAGUUUUAACUGCAACAAUUUUUAUGAUUGUCUGGAUAGGACUGAUGAGGUGAACUGUGCUUAUCACCAUCAUGAUUGUGGUGGAAUUCUGACUGCUCUGGAAGGAUCUCUAGCUACACCCAAAUACCCCGAGCAGUAUCCACACAGGCAAGUGUGUGUGUGGCAUAUCUCAGUUCCUCAGGGUCACAUAAUCCAAUUGCUGUUCCAUAACUUCAGCUUGGAGGCUGCGGCAGACUGUCGGUAUGACUUUGUGGAGGUGCAUGACCGAGCUAGCAGCAGUCCCAGCAGCUUCAUGGGAAGAUACUGUGGGGACUCCCUCCCUCCAACUCUGACAUCCCCACGACAUGAGAUGCUGGUUCUGUUUGUGGCUGAUGAGGGAGAAUCAGACCUGGGAUUCUUUGCCACCUACCAUUCGGUCAACAGGAGUGAGGUGACAUGCAGCCCUCAUGAGUUCAGCUGUAUAAACGGGCAGUGUGAAGCAAUGCAAUGGGUGUGUGACGGCUGGAAUGACUGCUCGGAUGGCAGUGACGAGAUGAACUGCAGUGGUGUCACCCACCUGCCUUACGAAACCGAUUGUGAGAAGGUUGAGGUAGAGAUGUGUCAAGGCCUCAGUUAUAAUGAGACUUCAUUCCCCAAUAUCUGGCUUGGAAUUCCAGAUCAGAGAAGUGCUAUUUCUACCCUGAAAGACUACAAGCUUCUGACUGAAUUGGUCUGCUAUGAGAAUCUCCGCCUAUUGACCUGCAGCAUCUUUGUGCCCAAGUGCAUAAGGGAUGGUGGGGUAGUGCCACCCUGUCAGUCCCUCUGCCAAUCUGCAGAGAAACAGUGUCAGCACUCACUUGAAUCGCUGGGCAUAAUGUGGCCUUUCAACUGUAACCUUUUCCCAGACUCUGAUGAUCCCAUUGAAUGCGUGAGACCAUAG
Messenger RNA from Carcharodon carcharias (great white shark), 1399 nucleotides. Its product is annotated as membrane frizzled-related protein-like. Gene Ontology annotation, molecular function: serine-type endopeptidase activity; protein binding. The transcript is spliced from 10 exons. The record is from RefSeq and is a predicted model, not a curated record. NCBI's taxonomy places the organism in Eukaryota, Metazoa, Chordata, Chondrichthyes, Lamniformes, Lamnidae. Bases 2 to 1399 code for a protein of 465 amino acids.